AUGAAGCUGGAGGUGAUGUACGGAGGCCACUACAGCCUCAAAGCAGACGAGGAGCUGAGCUCAGAUGGGGACAGAGCAGCGCGCAGCCCGUCACCGGUCACUGCAGAGUCCAGUAAACCCAAGCCUUACGCACGGAGGGGCAAGCCGCCCUUCUCCUACAUCGCGCUCAUCGCCAUGGCCAUACGCGACUCCCCGAGUGGCCGCAUCACGUUAGCAGACAUUAACGAUUACCUGAUGGACAAGUUCCCCUUCUUCAGAGGCAGCUAUACGGGCUGGAGGAACUCCGUGCGCCACAACCUGUCUCUGAACGACUGCUUCAUCAAAGUGCUGCGGGACCCUGCGCGUCCCUGGGGGAAAGACAACUUCUGGAUGCUGAACCCUCAGAGCGAUUACACGUUUGCAGACGGCGUGUUCACGCGCAGAAGGAGACGUCUCAAUAAAAGACUCAGGGAAGAAGACUUUUCUGGACACUUUGUGAAAUCUGAGCCUCGAGCAAAGUUCUCCAGCUCUUUCUCCAUAGACAGCAUCCUCAGCAGCCCCGUGACCAGACACGCACCGCCACAUCUGCAGCCGUCCGUCCUCUGGCGUCACACUGGACACAUGACGCAGGUGGAGCAGCCUGCUGCGUUCUAUUACGUCCCUGACCGAGUCAUUUGA
Messenger RNA from Knipowitschia caucasica, 657 nucleotides. The record is from the annotation of a GenBank genome assembly. NCBI's taxonomy places the organism in Eukaryota, Metazoa, Chordata, Actinopteri, Gobiiformes, Gobiidae.